Messenger RNA from Hevea brasiliensis (rubber tree), 792 nucleotides. Its product is annotated as bet1-like SNARE 1-1. Lineage: Eukaryota; Viridiplantae; Streptophyta; Magnoliopsida; Malpighiales; Euphorbiaceae. The transcript is spliced from 6 exons. The record is from RefSeq and is a predicted model, not a curated record. The coding region runs from base 287 to 655 and encodes 122 amino acids.
CUACCUACCUUACGCAAUUCUGCGGGACCCAUCGUGCAAUUUUUACCAAAUUUUGCUGAUCGUUUCGCCUCUCUCCCUCACCCUAUAUAUUCCCAACAAACUUAUUCACCUUCCUCCUUUCCUCAUUCCCACUGUCUACUCAGUAGGGGAAGCUCCCUCCAAAGGUGCCUUCAAGCUUCUUAGCCCUCAUUUUCCUAUCGAAGUGUCCCUCCUAAAAAAGGUGUUUCAAUUUUGCUUCAUCGGAACAUAGGCAAUUCAGCAAACAGAAAUCUGUGAUAUCUAGACCAUGAAUUCCAGGAGAGAUGUCCGCAACAAUAGAGCUGCUCUUUUUGAUGGAAUUGAAGAGGGUGGCAUCAGGGCCUCAUCUUCUUAUUCCCAUGAAAUUGAUGAGCAAGAUAAUGAAAGAGCUGUGGAAGGAUUGCAAGAUCGAGUCAAUCUUCUGAAGAGAUUGUCGGGUGAUAUACAUGAGGAGGUGGAGACUCAUAAUCACAUGCUGGACAGAAUGGGCAAUGACAUGGAUUCAUCCAGGGGUGUCCUAUCAGGAACUAUGGAUCGAUUUAAGAUGGUUUUUGAGACGAAAUCAAGCCGGAGAAUGUUUACCCUUGUGGCUUCCUUUGUUGUCAUAUUCCUUAUUGUAUACUAUCUGACAAGGUAAUCAAUAUAAGUUGAUGAUACUGUUGCUAUUGUCAUGUUAGAACCGGAUCCUUUUAUGUGGUUACUGUAAUCAAUGGUACUUCCUGUUUGUGAGAUAUUCAGGCAUGUUUAUAAACUUUAUAUAAAGAUGUUGAAAUA